Messenger RNA from Silurus meridionalis, 3637 nucleotides. RefSeq names its product transcriptional regulator QRICH1-like. The record is from RefSeq and is a predicted model, not a curated record. The coding region runs from base 253 to 2298 and encodes 681 amino acids. The transcript is spliced from 12 exons. Lineage: Eukaryota; Metazoa; Chordata; Actinopteri; Siluriformes; Siluridae.
GAUUGGUUGCCAGCGUUUUGUUGUAAAAUGGCGCCUUAGGAAACGUGAGCGUGAGCGAAAGAAAAAUAAGUGUUGACAACUCAAGCGAAAGCAAAGCAGACCGAGAGGUGCACUUUUUUUUAAAAUUAAUUUACAUUCGCUUCUUCUAAAAAGAAGCUAGUGCGAAAUUUCUCGAAAAUGUCCUUGUGAAGAGGCAGGAGAUGAAAUACAGGUUUUGAGGCAGUUGAUGCUGGAGUGAUUUAUAUUAACUUCAUGGAGGGCUCGGUGUCGUUCGAGGAGCUGGUGAAGGUGAAAGCACGCAGCAUCCCGCAGCAUCGCAUGAAAGAGUUUCUGGAGUCACUAGCUAGCAAAAGACCCGAAGCGUUGCAGGAGUUCGGCCAGCAUGAUGACCACAGCAGUACUCAACAAGAGACAAACUGCAUCUACAUGGACAGUGCCGAAGUGGCCGACUCACUCCUGGAGCUGGCCUGUCCGGUGCAGACAUUGUCCCAGCAACCAAAGCAAGGCUCUGUGGAGCCUCAGGUGGUAACCCAGCACCAGAUCUCAUCACAAAUUGGUACAGUGGAGCAUCAAUCAGGACAGGUGAUCGAGGAGAAGCAAACCCAGGUUGAAGCGUUUUUGUCUCAACAGCACACAGCACACAUUAUUCAGGCAGGAGACCUCACAGAGGAGCAACAACAACAGAUCCAGGCUCAGCUGUUAGCAGCAGUUGCUAACGGACAGCAGAUUCAGAUCCAGGCAGUAGGGGCUGUGUCUUUGUCCUCACCAUCCUCAUCUCAAUCUCAAAGUUCUUCACAUGUGAACACCACCAAUCAAACAGGUAUCCUCCAACCCACCAAGAAGGUCAAAGUGGAGCAACCGAUUACCGUCUCUUACAGCAUUCCUGGUCAGCAGUUAGCCACGUUGCUUACAAUUCCUCAAGGCCAGCAACAGAAUUACUUUUCUCUAAAGCCUGAUCUAGUAACUGUGGAAUGUGCUCAGCUGUACAACACAACUGGAACAAUUACCAGCCCCACUGGAGAGACAUGGACCAUUCCUGUGUAUACUGCUCCCACACAACAAACUGGCUUCACCCAUAUUGCCAUACAGCAGGACACAUACUGUACCCCUAACGAUGAGCACAAUAACAAACUGACUUCCGAGGGACCAGCGACAAUCACCAUUCCAUCUGUGGGCGGAGCCAAUGGACAGGAGGAAGUAACUAAUGCUCUGUUUCCCACACAGUUAUUGAACGGGAAUAUUCAAAUUCCAAUCACGGUCACUGGAGCGACAGCACUGUGUCCAAGUGGCACACAGACACUGCACAUUUGGGACCCUCAGGCCGGACAGCUUGUGCAGAUGCCACAGGAGUCGCUGACACAGAGUGCACCUGACAGCACGUCAUUGCCUGUCUCGUUAAACUCCGAGAUGGGGCUUGAAAUAUGGAGACAGUGGGCGGAGAAGAAAAACAGCGAGAUGGAGAAAGAGCAGAGAAACAGGCUAGCUCCUAUCGGCAGACGAAAGCCUCUACGAUUUCAUGAGGAUCUCUUAUGCACGUCUAUAGCAGAGCUGAGUUUGGGCUUAUCUCUGAUGACACAGGAGGCGAAGGGCUUAGAAGGCGAGACCUUAGGAGCCGACAUUCUUUAUUACAUUUUCCUUUGUAUUCAAAAGUAUAUGCUUGAUAACGAGAGAGUUGAUAAUAUAUUUUGUGAUCAGUACUAUCAACGGUUCCAGGAAUCUUUACAUAAGAUAUUAGACUCGUGGAAACCUGCAUCCAUCCAUCCGUUAAGUUAUGUCAUUCCUAGCCACGUGAAUGAAGAAAUGCUGUGGGAAUGCAAACAACUGGGAGCCCAUUCACCUGCCACACUCCUCUUCACGUUAAUGUUUUUUAACACAAAGUAUUUUCAUUUAAAAACGGUGGCUCAACACUUAAAGGUGGCCUUCACGAAAGUCUUACGACACACAAAGAAGAAUCCAUCCAACCCCAAAGACAAGGUCACAAGCAUUCGCUAUCUUAAAGGACUUGCACAACACCAAGCUGGACAGAAAGUGACUGAUGACAUGUAUGUGGAGCAGUCGGAGCAGCUGGACAACCCUUUACGAUGCCCUAUUAAACUUUAUGACUUCUAUCUCUUUAAAUGUCCUCAAAGUGAUAAAGGCCACAAUGACGUCUUCUAUUUGACCCCUGAGCCGGUGGUUGCCCCUGACAGUCCUAUUUGGUACUCCACGCAGCCUGUUUUGCAGCAGCGGCUCGAAAUGAUGCUCUCGCGCAUUCUAUGCAUGCGUGAAAUACAGGAGAUUUUCGCCAACGACGCCUAAUCUCUGCCUGGAGGAGUGGCCUGUAUGUCUUCACAUCUGCCAUAGUAGCUUGUAGUAGCAUGAGGGAGGAAGAGCACACAAAGGCACAAUCUCUCACUGUUCUUUUACCUGAUGCAAUUCUACCUCUGCUGCUUUUAUAAUCACCACAUUUAUAUAACUACUCAAAUCACACUAAAAGAACACCUGAGGGAGGGUAACUGUAGCCUACAGGUAUUACACCAAUCAUGAGUAUGAUUUAUAUAGUUAAAUGCUUUAAUAUGUGUCAUGCUGUUAUUUGAUGCAGUGGUGCAGUUGCUGAUUUUUAUCGGCCCUUUUUUUUUUUUCCUUUUUUCCAUGUUUGUUUUUUUUUUAUUAUCAUGUCAUCACUUUUUUUUUCUGUCUCUUCUUACUGUUUACGGUGUUGCCUACGGCUCAGAUGUAAGCUUCUUUUUUCAGGUCGCUGCUGUCUGGUAAACACAGACAAUUUACAUGGCAGUAACAUAAAGCUCUGUUCUCCUUUUUUUUAUUUUCGGUCAAACUUGACCGGAUCCACUCAACUCAUACGAAAUAAGUUGUUGCUUAAUUUUUCCUGAAGAGUUUUGUACCAAAAAAAACGAGACUAAAUGUAAAAUACAUUCUAUGGACUUGUGCAUAUAAUGUAUAAAUGAAAGACAACUUUUGCUUUUGUGCUACUCAUAUAAUGGCAUUGACUAAAGAACAGUACCUAAAGGGAAAUGUGUUUUAGCAUUAUUAAGGUUAUUAAAACAUGGCUGACCAAUCUUAAGAAGCUCACAAAUCAGAAUGGCAACUGUUUGAAACAUUUUGAAAAAAAUGCCUCCGAUUGUAUUGAUAUUCUUUUUGGUAUAUUUGUACAAAACAAAUUGCUUUGAUUAGACACUUAGUCCAAUUAAAAAACAAAAAUUUCAGUCAAAACAGUCUCUGAUUUGAGGAUCAUUCAAAUCAAUAAAAGAAAAAGACAUUGGUAAAUAAACUGAAAUUGUAAACUUUAUUCUGUGAAUAGCAAAAAAUGAAUGAUAAAAUAAAUGUACAAAACAACAGUGAACAUUUACACACCUUCAGUAUAAUGUUGCCACAUUGAUCAUGGAACAUUUCUAGGUGCAUAUAUUUUUAAUUGAGAAACCAAAAAAAUGACUACAUUUUUGUGCUCAUAUUGACAAAUCACCAUAAUAGACUCAGAAGGGCAAAAAUACAAACAAAAAGCUUUUUCUUCUAUGGUUCCUUUUGUUUAAAAAAAAUGGCUUUAAAUAUUUUAAUGUGGUUGCUGUCUUUUAAUUUGUUAAUAUUGUUUUUAAUAUUACAAUUUCAGUUGCAAAAUAAACAAGCUCUUUACACCUUUAAA